This is a messenger RNA of Daphnia pulex (common water flea), 1985 nucleotides long. RefSeq lists its product as uncharacterized. The record is from RefSeq and is a predicted model, not a curated record. Bases 19 to 1752 code for a protein of 577 amino acids. The transcript has 9 exons. NCBI's taxonomy places the organism in Eukaryota, Metazoa, Arthropoda, Branchiopoda, Diplostraca, Daphniidae.
GAUGGAUGGAACCGGGCAAUGUUGUGGCAGUUUUUUGGAGGAUUUUUCACGUCUUGCAUCUUAACGAAGAAGAGGAAACUAGCAGAAAUUCAGAAUUUAAACAUGUUGAAGCUUAUUUUCUUUUUUACUGUUGUGCUGAUGUUGCAAGUCAGCCGAGCUUGUGACGACAAUAGUGAGGAAAGACAACUAGCGGCCGCCCGACAGCAAUCCGACGAGUAUUUCGCUAAUGCUUAUGGGUACACUCCCAAUCCUUGGGAUUCUUCUUCUUACUAUCAGCCGAACGCUCCAGAAUAUUUCAGUUCACUCCAGAGUCGAAGCCCCUUCACUAGAACAAAUGUUUACCCAUUCAACAAAUAUUUCGUGACUAAAAAUAGUGAGGAAGAGAACAACGAAGCGGAAGGCCGUCUUGUUGGUGGUCUGGGUGCCAAUUUGAUCAACACGGGUCUAUUCAACAACCGUUUCACUCCGGCCAAUACGUGGAGGCCCUUCGCCAACCUCGCCAACAGGAUCCCUAUAACCGUGAAUCCCAAUUUUGAUAAUCCUCUUGCCACAUUCGACGCUUGUACGGCCCCCAGCGGCGACGCAGGGAUCUGUGCUCCAGGAAAUAUUUGUUCCUUAUUCGGUGGACGGCCAAGUGGUUCCUGCAUCCUCGGAAAAGUCUGUUGCAUCAACGCGAUCACCACUUGUGGAGGUACGGUUACCUUAAACAACACUUAUUGGCAGUCUCCUUCGACGGCCGUUAGCGCUCCUUCCACCUGCGCGUUGACUGUUCGGAUGGAUACCAAAUUGGUGGAACAACUUGCGAAACCCAUUUGCCAAAUUCGACUGGAUUUCGUGUCCUUUACCAUUGGUGGGCCUUCGACGACAGGAACAACAAUCGGAACUUGCACGGAUACUUUUACGGUUGGCGGAUCGACUACUGCGGUUCCAACUAUUUGUGGGGAGAAUGCCGGGCAACACAUGUACAUUGACGUCCCAUCGUCAGGAAUCACUCCCACCGAUGUCCAGUUGAUGUUCAAUUUUGCAGCUGGAACAACAGGCACCCGUGGAUGGAACAUCAAAAUCGCUAUGCUCCCAUGUGGCGCCUCCUAUCUUGCUCCAGCGGAUUGUCUUCAAUAUUUCACCGCUGCUACGGGAAGAGUCAGGUCAUUUAAUUGGCAAGACUCCGCUACUGCCCAGCAACUCAAUAACCAGAACUACAACAUUUGCUUCAGGACCGAACUCGUUACAGGAUCGAGAGCAACACAGAUGUGUGUGUCAGUUUGCACAGUCACAAAUGGGGGCGACGCUUUUUCCAUAACCACAGUACCUGCUUCUGCAGCACCCGACGCGACCACCGCCGGCGUGCCUGCGUCUGCUGCUACUCUUUCUUCUAUUGGCACUACGUUCUUUGAUGCUACAGCACCAGCGCCUGGUGUUAGUUCGGCGACCUGUCUCUACGAUUUCCUUCUCAUCUCCGGCGGAAGUGACGCCAACAAUGCUCAAGCGGACCGUUUCUGUGGAAAUGCGCUUAACCCAGCACCCAUAGGUGUUCUCCCUGUUCCCGUUACUGCUGCUCCACCCCUAACAGUAGCUACAGCCGGUGGUUUGACUGCCAGUACUCAAGUGUGCACUUCAGCUAAGCCAUUUAGGAUGACCUACCAAACCGACGGCCAAGAAACCGCGGUGGUUGCGGUUCCGGCGAGGAAUAUCAUUGGAGCGGCGGCCGAUAAUGCCAACACUGGAUUCUGUCUGGACUACCAAGAGCGAUAAACAACAUAUUCAGUUAUAUUCACCUUUCAACAACGAUGUAGGAUUCGGGCAAACUUCAAAACAUUAUCGUCUUAAUUUUUUGUGGUGGUUGGAUAUUUUAAUGGUUAACCAUAUUCCAUGAGUCUUUUAGCUACUGAUUCUGUAGUCUCAUUUUAUUUGUAUGAAAACAACUGCCUAAUAAGCAGUGCUUAUGAUUGGCUUAAAGAGAAAUAAAACAAAAUUCACUCCUGAAA